GAUUAAUUCCCAUCUUCUCGCCGUCGCGAUCGCUAUCUUCUUUCUGUCAAUUCUUUUCGUUUCGUCAUCUGUGCCAUCUCGUUCCUGUCCUCGCAAUGGCCAUUUUUGCGCAAGCUUUCCUAAGGACGGCGGGCAGAGUCGCCUUUGCCCGCAGCUCCGUCAACCCCGUGCAGCAAGCUCUGGGCGUGAAGGGCGCUGCCAGAUAUGCCCAGGCAUGCAGAAAUUAUGCUACUGUUUUUGAGAGAACUAAGCCGCACGUGAAUAUUGGCACAAUCGGUCACGUCGACCAUGGCAAAACCACAUUGACCGCCGCCAUCACGAAACGCCAAUCUGAGAAGGGCUUCGCCAACUUUCUGGACUACGCCUCCAUCGACAAGGCUCCCGAAGAGCGCAAGCGUGGUAUCACCAUAUCUACCGCCCAUAUCGAGUACCAGACCGAAGCACGCCACUACUCGCACGUCGACUGUCCCGGUCAUGCCGACUACAUCAAGAACAUGAUUACUGGUGCGGCCAACAUGGAUGGUGCCAUCAUCGUCGUCGCCGCCUCAGACGGCCAGAUGCCUCAGACUCGUGAACAUCUGCUGCUGGCUCGCCAGGUCGGUGUCCAGAAGAUCGUCGUGUUCGUCAACAAGGUCGAUACCAUUGAGGAUAAAGAGAUGUUGGAGCUAGUUGAGAUGGAGAUGCGCGAGCUUCUGUCCUCAUACGGCUUCGAGGGCGACGAUACUCCCAUCGUCAUGGGUUCUGCUCUGUGCGCGCUCGAGGGUCGGCAGCCGGAAAUUGGCGAAAGCAAAAUUGAUGAGCUGCUUCAAAAGGUGGACGAGUGGAUCCCAACACCUGAGCGUGACACCGACAAGCCAUUCCUGAUGUCUGUCGAAGACGUGUUCUCCAUUCCUGGCCGUGGCACCGUCGCUUCCGGCCGUGUCGAGCGUGGCGUCCUGAGACGUGACCAGGAUGUUGAGUUGAUUGGCAAGAACGAGGUGCCCAUCAAGACUAAGGUUACGGAUAUUGAAACCUUCAAGAAGUCCUGCGAGGAGUCUCGUGCUGGUGACAAUUCCGGCUUGCUUCUGCGUGGUGUCAAGCGCGAGGAUGUGAAGCGUGGUAUGGUCGUCUCUAUACCAGGAGCGAUCAAGCAGGCCAAGAAGUUCCUUGCGUCGCUGUACGUGCUCACCAAGGAGGAAGGUGGUCGUCACACGGGCUUCCACAGUAACUAUAAGCCUCAGCUUUACAUCCGUACAGCUGACGAAUCCUCUACCUUCACGUGGCCGGAGGGCAGCCCCGAGGCCGCGGAGAACAAAAUGGUUAUGCCAGGUGACAAUGUCGAGAUGGUGUGCGAACUGCACCAUCCUCUGGCCAUCGAGGCCGGCCAACGUUUCAACGUGCGAGAGGGUGGUCGAACCGUAGCUACAGGUCUGAUCACUCGGAUACUGGACGGACCCGGGGCCAGCGGCAAGAAAUAAAAAAUUUUAAUCAGUCGACUCCCUUGAGCUGUACAAUGACCUAGGGAUCCAAUUUUCUACAUGUAUGUAUUCUGCCAACAUAUGCUUGUAAUUUGGUCUCCACUCCACACAAAAACUGGUGAUAGGAUUGUCUUGACGGGUCUAGCGUGUUGCUGUAUAACCAAAGCGAGGCGCAUUGGCUCUCGGGUGGAAUGAAAGGAAGUUGGCGGACAGCAUUUUUUACUGGCGUUGAUUGAUUCGAUCUCCGAGGCCAGCUAGAGGCUUUGUAUGUAUCAUACGCAUGUAGAAAAAAAUAUGGGUUUGGGUCAAAUUCUUCUGAGACUUUGCAAGCUUUUGUUCCUAGACGGGCCAAACCACUUCUCAGAAAAUCUGGGCCAAAAAAACGUGCUUCGGAGAUCGCAAACGCCUAGAUGCUAUAGGAAGCCUUUGGGAAGAGCGCGAAAAAAGGAA
This is a messenger RNA of Verruconis gallopava, 1907 nucleotides long. Its product is annotated as elongation factor Tu, mitochondrial. Gene Ontology annotation, biological process: mitochondrial translational elongation. Gene Ontology annotation, cellular component: mitochondrion. Gene Ontology annotation, molecular function: GTPase activity; translation elongation factor activity; GTP binding. The record is from RefSeq and is a predicted model, not a curated record. NCBI's taxonomy places the organism in Eukaryota, Fungi, Ascomycota, Dothideomycetes, Venturiales, Sympoventuriaceae. Bases 96 to 1457 code for a protein of 453 amino acids. The transcript is spliced from 4 exons.